UUUUGUAACAUUUGUCUUUCUUGGUCUCUUUCUUUAGGCGUUUUAGAGAAUUAAGGUGGAAAUUUGGACAAUGUAUUUCUUCACUCAGUAACCCUCCACCAAACAGCUUCAAGAAGACCAAUGGCAACAAAGUCCAACAACUUCCAGCAGGUAAAAUAAAGAUCAGAGUUUUGAAGGAUGAGCCACUGCCAGCCCCACCGCAGUCGUCAUCUUCAUCUUCAAUCCCUAACGCUGGUCUUGGAAUGACAAAAAGAACCAGAGUCAAGGGAACAAUCUCCAGAAAAUAUGAAGUCAAAUCAACUAAAUUAACAGACGCACAAGCUCAAGUGAUCAGCCAAGACGUCAGCUGCGUCCAGAGAAAGAUUAACCCUGGCUCUUUUCCCGGUAUCUAUAAUCCUGAUUCCAGCGGAAGCCCUGAUUCCAAUCAGAGCCUCACAUUCAAUGCAAUAACCACAAGUGAAGAUGAGUGGCCAAAGAACGGAACAAAGCUGAGGCAAAAAAAAAUGGAAGUUUCUCAUAAUUGCAGCCAGGUGCUGGUUAUAAAACAUGGACAGGAGAAACCAGUGGGAGUAAUUGAAGAUGAUAAAAGUGAAUUGGCCAACUCCAUUUUUACAGGGCAGUAUAGUGAGGACGAGUCUGCAAGAUCUUUUCAGGAGGCUCUGAUACAGUGGAGGAAAGAAAGGAGUGAAGGAAAAGAAAACCUUGUUACAACCGAUGUACUGGAGAGAGACACGACACCAGGUGAAAUAUAUAAAAAUGUAUUGGUGUCCGCCAUGUCGACCCAGACUGACAUCCCUCCAGGCAGAGAAGCUGAUGGACUAAAAAGAAAAGGAGCAGAAGGGAAGCUAAAUGUGAAGUUUUCUGAAAACAGCCUUACUUACAUGGAUAAGUUGCUUCUCAAGAAGCACCGCAGAACACCAGUUGAAAGUCCUCCAUCACUGGUAUUUGGCAUGGGUUUAAAAUCACCACCUACCACAGACACAGAGGAAGAGACGGCCACCAUCCUAACUGCUGAAGAGGAAGAUUUUCGGGAGUACUGUUCAUCACUGCUCAAAGUCCCUGUCAGCAAGGACACUACUGAGUCACAAGUUUCCACACCUGAAUUGAAUCUAGUCAUAGAAAUCUUGGAUGAGGAAUCCACAGAUCUAAAGAUGGCGUCUUUGACUGAGCAAAAGUUGGAUAGCAACACAAUUUUCAGCUGUUCAUUCCAAACAGCUUUGUUUGUUCACAGGAGUUCAGAAGCUGUUCUCUCCUCCACCCAUUCAACUCAACCAUCCAAACCAUCUAAAGCAUCAGUUCAACAAAAAGUCAAGAAGCCACAUUGCCUUCGCAAUCAGAUUUUAAAAAAUGACUCAGUGAAAGACAGUGGGGAUACAAUGACAAGUUGCAGUCUUUAUCCGACUCCAAAAGAAGAAGACUCCUGUGCAGAGAAAGCAAGAAUACAUGGACAAUUACCAAGGGAGAAAUCAAGAGAAAUGGCCAAUGAUCUGGAAAUGUCUUAUCGAGAGGACUUAAGACCUGCAAAGAAAAAAACAGAAAAAGAUUUGCAAACUGAAGGCACAAGACAGCAGCCAGAAACACACAUGGUGAUGCUAAACCAGACUGCUGGGUUUGGAUCAGAGCAGUUCUGUGAUCUGGAUGGGUUUUUGCCUUUAGGUUUGGACACGGAUACCGGUCACCCAGACUCACCAGAGCAGACACGCUGUGACAGACUUCACACAUGCCAAUUUUCAGUGCGUGCCUCAGACCCAACAGUGCAUCGUUCACACAGCAGCCUUGGAUGUCACUCUGAGGAAUACCUGCUUUGCGAAGUGAUGAAGGACAGAUAUGCAGAGCCAACGGGAAUUCAAAUUCAUUCAACCCAGAGAGAAGAAAUGUCAGCAAAUGAACUCAAAACAUCUGGUUCUCAACUUUGUCAAGUGAUUAUGGAGAUCUGUAGUGUGGACCAGACUGGCUGUGAGGACCCUGAUAUGGACACUGACAUGACCGCACGAAUGCUGCACAUUAUGGAGCAGGAUCUACAACUUGUGGCAAACGCACAGUGCAUAUCUACCCAUGUUUUCAGUUUGGAGUCAGAAGACAGUGGAGGGGAAAACGAAGACGAGAGUCAACAUUUGAAUUGGGAUGGCCCCAGCAGGGGACAACACCCAGAGGAGAACACCACAGAGAGAGACCGACAAAGUGAACUCACACUGCCAUGAGUCAUGCACUGACAGAGACAAGCAAAUGAAAUUUACACUUGGUUUAAAUUGAGUUUGUGUUGUGGAGAUGCGUUUUACCCGCAUUUAUAUAAAUGUAGCAGUUAUAAUAAAUGCUGUUUUGAUUUGCCUUCUUUUA
Gambusia affinis (western mosquitofish) is the source of this 2337-nucleotide messenger RNA. It is a transcript of the gene zbbx, whose product is annotated as zinc finger, B-box domain containing. The transcript has 16 exons. NCBI's taxonomy places the organism in Eukaryota, Metazoa, Chordata, Actinopteri, Cyprinodontiformes, Poeciliidae. Gene Ontology annotation, biological process: cilium movement. Gene Ontology annotation, cellular component: motile cilium. The record is from RefSeq and is a predicted model, not a curated record. Bases 243 to 2201 code for a protein of 652 amino acids.